Messenger RNA from Xenopus tropicalis (tropical clawed frog), 2238 nucleotides. RefSeq names its product transmembrane protein 272. NCBI's taxonomy places the organism in Eukaryota, Metazoa, Chordata, Amphibia, Anura, Pipidae. Bases 125 to 556 code for a protein of 143 amino acids. The record is from RefSeq and is a predicted model, not a curated record. The transcript has 6 exons.
UUCAGUUCCUCACAUUGUAAAGAGUCUGUUUGCAAAUAAGUACAAAUGUUAUUCAUCAUAUAUUUGCUUUCCAGUGAAUUUAUGUGACUUCUCUGUUACUUGGAUCAAAAAAGAACCAGAAAACAUGGAGGAAGCUUCAGCAAUUUGUUACCAAUGUUUUUCCUUGCUUAUCUGGAUUGGAGUAGGCAUUGCUAUGAUUGUUAUGGGAACCAUCCACAAAGAUAACUGUGAAAUCCAGCCUUAUAUACCUGUAUUUCUCUUGGUGACUGGAGCCAUACAUCUCAUUACAUUCUUUACAGUCCUUAUGAGACUGGUGUGUGAGACAUUCAGCUCUAUUGUAGAAGGAAUUAUAGGAUCAUUUAGCUUUGGGUGGUUUAUCACAGGAAGUGUUUGGGUGUUCAGCGUGUACAAUUCAUAUGAAGGACACUGUGACAAGAACCUUUAUUUAUUUGCCUUUGUGAUCCUAAUAUUGGAAUAUUCUUUUAUGGCACUAUUCCUGUGUUGCUGCUGUUGGUUUUCGUCACUUAAAACAAUAUUUUAUGAAAGACUUCAGUAAAUGAAGAUACACAGCUGCAGAUUUCUACAGUAACUUCUGCAAUGUGCAAAUCAUAAACAAAUGAAUUUACUAUGACCUGGACAAUAUGUCCUUGAAUCUUUCUUUUUUUCCAUUGGAUUCUUUGAAUAAUAAUACCUUUACAUUCAAAUGUAAACUGUAAUUUUUGAGACUAUUUUUUUCUGUUGAUGAAGAUGAAAAGAGAAUAUAAAAAUAGGUAGUGAAAAAUGGAUUUAGAGGUAUGCAAUCCAUUAUCCGGAAACCUGUUGAAGAACAAAUUACCCAAAGGGUACAUUUUAAUCAAAUAUUUUAACUUUUUAAAAAUGAUUCCCUUUUUCUUUGUGAUGAAAAAACGUAAUGUAAAACGUAAAAAGUACCUUGUACUCGAUAGCAACUAAAAUAAAUUAGCGACAAAACAAUCCUAUUGGCUUUAUUUAAUGUUUCAAUUAUUUUUUAGUAGAUAAGGUAUGAAGGUAUGAAGCUUCAAAUUAUCCUGAAAACCCCAGGUCAUGAGCAUUCUGGAUCCCAUAACAGGUCCCACAGGGGUGGAUUUUCUUUCCCUUCUGUUUUCCUUAUAUUACCUGUGUUGCUUUGAUUACUAUUCAGAUUCUUUUUAAUUCAGUAAGAAAAAGUUUAUCACGUAAAAACUGAUGGACGAGAUUCAAUCUGAGAUGCAAUUCAAUUCAGGAAAACUUAUCACAUGGAUUAUCAAGUCAAAACUCUAUUGAGGUCUAUGGGAAUAAUCUGGAACUGAAUUUGGACAAAUUGAAUUUGUUAAUGAGUUUUGAUGUGAUAAACCAUGAGAUAACCUUUUCUCAUUGAAUUGAAUCUGGCCCAAUAUUCCUUCUAAUUCUGCUUCCUCCAUUAAUUUUUGCAAUUUCUUGUUAAAAAUGUUUAGGUACCCUUACCUGCCCGACCGAUAUCUGGCCUGAAAUCAGCCAGAUCUCGAUCGGGCAUGUUAAAAAAUCUAGUCAGAUGGGGGACCACAUGGGCUCAUUGAUGUGGUCCCCGGACCGACUUUGCCUAUACCCGUCGUUAUAAUUCGAUCAUUUGGCCCCAGGGCCAAACGAUCAAAUUAGCCUGGUUUCUCCCGAUAUCGCCCACUUGUAGGUGGGCAAUAUCGGGAGAAGGUCCGCUCGCUUGGUGACAUCGCCAAGCGAGCGGAUCUGAAGGUGUAUGGGCACCUUUAGAGUCUAAAUCAUUGGGGGGAAAAGCCUACAUGUAGCAUUUAAGGGAAAUAAUCAUGCAAGUGUUUUUGGUCCUAAAGUGUUUUAUGGGUAUAUUAGACUAUAGUGCUGCAUAAAUGGCAUUGGUGCUCUCAUUUGUGACAGAUUAAGCUUGAUUACCUAUAUAACCUUAAAUACUAACCAUAUUUAAACUCUUCAAAUAAUGACUGGUCUCCAGCCUGCCGCUCACUUACUUGCAGAAGGCAAAGAACUUCAGUGGACUGAAGAAAGGGACUACAAUUGUGAAGACCCCAUGGUCCCCACUUUGUCUGUGGUAUUGUAGUUAUACCACUGCAUGGAGCUUAAUUAAUUGUAUGUAAUAAUAUAAUCUAUCUUUUUAUUAAAUUAAAAAUACAAAAUGCCUUUGUCAUUGCUAUUAUUAUUAAAGGCAGUUGGUCAAAGAGACAGGACGCUAUGAAAAUAAAUUUACUGAUUAAAAUAAAAUCAUCCUGAAAUGCU